AUGAUGCCAGUCCGAAUCUGGUUGAUUACGGUCAUGACGACCGAGUUCACGGAAGCAAAGGGCAACUUGACCAGUAGUAUUGGGGCAAAUAUUCUUAUCGCACUUGUAGCGAGCAUUACGAACAAUGUUCCAAUCCGAAGCUGGAUGUCACAAUCUCUCGUUCCUACUCCACAGGAUGAAGACGACCCUUCCGAUUUGCCCGAUACCAACGAAGUGCCUGAGAUCAAAGAGAACGAAUUAGCACAGAUCGGAUAA
Messenger RNA from Penicillium manginii, 255 nucleotides. RefSeq lists its product as uncharacterized. Bases 1 to 255 code for a protein of 84 amino acids. The transcript has a single exon. The record is from RefSeq and is a predicted model, not a curated record. NCBI's taxonomy places the organism in Eukaryota, Fungi, Ascomycota, Eurotiomycetes, Eurotiales, Aspergillaceae.